ACAAAGAUGGCGGCCGCCGGGAGCGGUCCCCAGUGGCCGAUGUCUUCCCCUCUCCAGAGCGGUUCACGAACCGGAGCCCAGUGGAUUCUGCCGCACUCAGAAAAAGAGCGGCAGUCUCGCUGGUCUUCUUUUCCCAUGGGGCAGAGAUCGAAGGGUACUUUCCACAAAGCCUCCUCCUACCUGCUCCAGCAGCUCAUUCACCGCUCUCAGGAGUCGGACGCGGACGGAGAGGAAUACGAGGACGAGGCCGAGGGCGAGGGCGAGGGCGAAGGGGAAUCCGAGGAGUCCUCAGAGUCCGAGAUGCAGGAUUUGGAGGAGAAAUUUGAUGGGGUCCUGAGAGAGGAGGUCGUGGCCAAUGCCCUUCACCAAUUGGGGCGCUCGGGCUCCGGGACUGAGCAGGUCUAUCUCAAUCUAGCUUUACCAGGUUGUGAUUUAAUUGACAUUAGCAUUCUCUGUGAAUAUGUUCACCUACAGAAGUUGGAUCUUUCAGUAAAUAAAAUUGAAGAUCUGUCUUGUGUGAGUUGUAUGCCUUACCUUCUAGAACUUAAUGCUUCUCACAAUAAAUUGACAACAUUCUUCAAUUUCAAGCCACCCAAAAAUCUCAAGAAGGUGGAUUUUUCCUACAAUCAAAUUUCUGAAAUGCGUGAUUUGUCAGAAUACCAGACUCUCACUAAACUAAUUUUGGACAACAACGAGAUAGAGGAGAUCAGUGGGCUAGAGCUGUGUAGUGGCCUAAUGCACCUGAGUCUGGCCAAGAACAAGAUCACGUCAAUUAACGGCUUAGGCAUGCUGCCAAUCAAGAUCCUUUGUCUGAGCAGUAACAGGAUUGAGAAGAUCACGGGUUUGGAGGACCUAAAAGCCUUGCAGAUUGUGGAUCUGUCCCACAAUCAGAUCAGCAGCCUCCAGGGCUUGGAGAACCAUGACUUCCUAGAGGUGAUCAACCUGGAAGAUAAUAAGAUUGCCGAGCUGGGUGAAAUAGAAUACAUUGAAAAUCUACCUCUCCUCCGGGUUCUCAAUUUUCUAAGAAAUCCAAUUCAGGAAAAAUCUGAAUAUUGGUUCUUCGUGAUUUUUAUGCUCCUACGAUUAACAGAAUUAGACCAGAAGAAAAUUAAAGUGGAAGAAAAGGUUGCAGCUGUGAAUAUAUACGAUCCUCCCCCUGAAGUGGUCGCAGCCCAAGAUCACCUGACCCAUGUCGUCAACAGCGUGAUGCAGCCCCAGAGGAUCUUUGACAGCACUCUCCCCCGCCUGGACGCCCCAUAUCCCAUGCUGGUGCUGGCUGGUCCUGAAGCCUGUGGGAAACGAGAACUUGCUCACCGCCUCUGCAGACAGUUCAGCACGUACUUCCGGUACGGGGCCUGCCACACCACCAGACCGCCUUACUUUGGAGAAGGGGAUCGAGUGGAUUACCAUUUUAUCUCUCAGGAAGUUUUUGAUGAAAUGCUAAACAUGGGGAAAUUCAUUCUUACCUUUAAUUAUGGUAGUCACAGUUACGGAUUAAAUAGGGAUACCAUAGAAGGUAUUGCGAGAGACGGUUUGGCAAGCUGUAUUCACAUGGAAAUAGAAGGUGUAAGAAGUUUGAAAUUUUCCUAUUUUGAGCCUCGAUAUAUCCUGGUGGUGCCCAUGGACAAGGAAAAAUAUGAGGGAUAUUUGCGGAGAAAAGGAUUAUUCAGUCGUGUAGAGAUUGAAUUUGCUGUGUCCAGAGUGGACCUUUAUAUUAAAACCAAUCAGAAAUUUCCAGGAUAUUUUGAUGCGAUCAUCAAUGCAGAUGAUCUGGAAGUUGCCUACCAAAAGCUGAGUCACCUCAUCAGAGAAUACCUUGGAUUGUCUGAGGAAACAUCCAAGAAUUUGGCUCCGACUGCAGGAGCUCCCUCUAGCAAGAAGACCCCCUCUGGGGUACCAGCACAUCUGGUCCCGUCCCCAAGGCGCUUGGCGAAACUGCAAGCAGAUGGCCAGAUAACAGAGCAUCUCUCUAGAAUACAGACUCAUGCACAGGUCCCUGAACAUCAGAACCUGGCCCCCUCCCAGAACCAAGAGCUGACCCAGGAGGGAGCAGCCUAUCAAGAAGAACGUUCUCCCACUAGCCAUGUCAGUGCUCAGCCUCCUCCACAGGCCCCUCCACAGCCCAGCUCCUCAGCACCUGGAACUUCCCAGCAGGCCCAAGACUUAUCCCCAAACCAGAAGGAAGGGGAUGUUCAACAAUCAGAUCUUUCUUCAAAAAUAAUAACGAUGGAUCUCCCUGAAAAUGAGUCCCAGACAUCUGAGGCAAAAGCAGAUAAAAUAGGGCAGUCUUCCAUCAUUCCUUCCCAGGAGCCUUCUCAGCACCCUGACCCAGCUCCAGCUCGCAGCCCUCAGCCAGACCAGGAUGAGGAAUCAGGGGAGGCCAAGGUAACUUCCACUGGCCCUCCCCGAUCUGAGGCUCCCCUGGGGUCUGGCCCAACAUCCCUCAGCCCCCAGAGAACCCAAGAUGAGGAAAUCAAGUCUGCUGAUCUGCCACCCAACAGUACCCAUUAUGAGCCUCCAAGAGACCCUUCCCACCCUAAUGGGGCCAAAAUACUGGGACCAUCUCCAGAACAACCUCUAGAAGAGGAAACCCCUAAAGCAGAAUUGGUUCGGGUUAGCACUCCUUACCCAGAAUUGCCACAGCCUCAGGAUUCAGCAGCUAUCAAACAGACCCAGGACAGGAACGACCCAAUGACUUUGCUCCCCAGAAGCCGCCUGGCUCCCACCAGGCUCCCCCAGCCUCAGGUCCUCGCUCCAUUCCAGAGCCGGAGGCCCACACCCAAACUCCUGUCACCCAGCAGGGAGGAAGCUUCAGGAACAGCCUCAGAUCAAACUGUGACUUCCCCACCUAGGCCUCCACUAGCUCAGGAAGGAGACCCCAGUAAACUUCCUCCCAUCAGCCCUCCCCAUUCCAAACCACCACAAAAUCCGAGCCCCUAUCCAGACCAUAGUCCUCAGCAAGUCCAAGAAGAAAAGGUCAGGGAGGUGAAGCUCCCUCUUAUCAGCCCCCCCAUCCAGGAGCACAUGCCACAGCCUGUCCCUGAUCUGCCCCAGGAAGAGGAGGCUCAGGUCGUUAGGCUCCCACAAAUUCCCACUCCCUUCUCUGAACAGCGGCUGCCUCAGAACACAGGGCCUCACCAUGAUUCAAGGCCUGCAAAGGAAAGGCAAGCUCCAAAAGGAGGCCAUGCCUCCAGCAAGAUUUCAGAUGUACAGGCCUUACCCCAAAACCAAGAGCCCGUGCAGCAGAUAGGAGAGGAAAAAAAACUCCCUGUCCAAAGAGAGACAACUAAAGGGCCAGGGUAUCUGAAAAAGGCACCUAGAAGCCAUCAGACAGCCUUGCAGCCAGAAUCCCAGAGUAAGAUGACUCCCCCACAGGUUCCCGACUGCUCUAAUCCCAGCCCGCCUCAGAGUCCUCAGGGGAACCAGAGGAGAAAAGUCCAUGCACCAGAAAUCCCUGAGGCAACCCAUGCUGAACCAUUGCCUAAGGAUCCCCAAUUACCAGAAGAGAAGCGGGAAAAGGAACAUUCUUCCAGAAAAAAGGCUGGUGCCAGCCUCCCCACAGAUGACCUGGUUCAGAAAGGAACUGUGUCCAAAAAAGGACCAUCCUCGAAAAGAAGGAAUUCUGGAGGAUUGUCUCAAGAGACUAAAGCGGCCCUCAGUGGUGGUCCACCAACUCAGGAGGGUCAGCUCCUGCCCAGGAGACCUCUCCAGAGUGAAACUUCUUCUGCGGAGUCCAGACCAGAUGAUUCUGCUUCUGGGCUACAUCCGAGGGGAAAAGAAGAGGCUCAUAAAAGGGGAAGAUUUCCGAAGAGAGAGACUGUUUUGGACUCCCCAGCACAGGCUUCCACCCAGCAGCUUGUCCAAGGGACGCAAGCCCGGAAGGGGACCAAUCAGACCAAAGGGAGCUCUGUCCAAAGGGACAGCACUCCUGGGCAGCAAGCCAGAGACAAACACAGCCGGAAACAUGGGGGAGCACCAAAGGACAGGAGCUCAGCCACACCCCAGAGUCACAUGUCUGCCGAGGAGCGGGGCAGCUGGGAAGGAAGACUGCGAGCCAGGGGCAGUCAGAGCACCAAGGUGUAAGCCACCGUUGGAGCACUGGGUCUCUAACCUCUGUGCCCCUUGGAGGCAGUGCUGUCACAGAAAGGAAAGUGAUGGCCAGGCCACUAUGACUCCAUAUCCCAGCUUCCUUCUGCCACCUGCAUAAGCAUGAGGGGGUGGGCACCAGCCCCGUGUAGCCUUUGGGUUCUUAGAAAGCAGCAAGUCUGUGCGAAUUCUUGUGGUUUGCCACUGUAGCCUCAAAGAGCAGCCCCUCGAGUGGGGUACUCCAGCAAGCUGUAGAGCUGGUCUUAACAGAUCUGGUGCCAGCAGGGAGCCUGUGUGUCUAGAUGUGUAUGAAUUCCAAUAUAUGCUCGAACUCUGGCUGAAGCAAUGUCACAUUGCCCUUGUUUUUGUUGACUCCAUUAGGAAAAGUCACUUCUGGAUGAGAAAAUUCUCACCUGCCUCUUGCCUUAUCGAGGGAUCCAGAAAGAGAACUCUGAGAAAGGAAGCCUUUGCAGUUUCUGGGUCUUGGUCACUCCUGCCAAGGUUCCAGACUCACAGUUAAUGUAUGGGAGUCUUCUGAAGGGCAGGGUAUACGUUCCUUGCACAGUGACACUGUGAUUGCUGAGUCCUCCGGGUUUGCGUUGGGAUGUAUGACUUG
Messenger RNA from Lutra lutra (Eurasian river otter), 4702 nucleotides. It is a transcript of the gene LRGUK, whose product is annotated as leucine rich repeats and guanylate kinase domain containing. Gene Ontology annotation, molecular function: protein binding; GMP kinase activity. Gene Ontology annotation, cellular component: cytosol. The record is from RefSeq and is a predicted model, not a curated record. NCBI's taxonomy places the organism in Eukaryota, Metazoa, Chordata, Mammalia, Carnivora, Mustelidae.